Messenger RNA from Nymphaea colorata (pocket water lily), 516 nucleotides. RefSeq lists its product as uncharacterized. Gene Ontology annotation, molecular function: SUMO conjugating enzyme activity. Gene Ontology annotation, biological process: protein sumoylation. NCBI's taxonomy places the organism in Eukaryota, Viridiplantae, Streptophyta, Magnoliopsida, Nymphaeales, Nymphaeaceae. The record is from RefSeq and is a predicted model, not a curated record. Gene Ontology annotation, cellular component: nucleus.
AUGAACAAGAAGCUGGAUGUUAACGAACUGGUCAUCAACAGGCUCAAGAAAGAACGCAAGGAGUGGCGUCUCGAGCACCCCUUCGGCUUCGUCGCCAAGCCCGUCCUCAACUCAGACGGCACCUCCAACAUGCUCAAAUGGGAUUGCGAAAUCCCAGGACCAAAAAACUCGCCCUGGGAAGCGGGAACCUACAGUCUCACCAUGGACUUCUCCCACGACUUCCCCGUACGGGGCAUUGCGAUAUUCAGUCCGCCCAAAUGCAUAUUCAAACCUGUGCUUCCCCAUCCCAACGUUUACCCUUCAGGGACGGUUUGCCUUUCGAUCUUGAACGAGGAGGAGGACUGGAAGCCCCACAUCGGCGUCAAGCAGAUUCUGCUGGGAAUCCAGAAGCUUUUGAAGGAUGAGCCAAACAUCGAGUCACCCGCCCAGAUGGAGCCUUUGACCCUCUACAGGUCCAACCGGGAUGAGUACAUCAAGAGAGUGAAGAGCUUCGCCGCCCAGUGCAAGAAGAACUGA